Caenorhabditis bovis is the source of this 1803-nucleotide messenger RNA. NCBI's taxonomy places the organism in Eukaryota, Metazoa, Nematoda, Chromadorea, Rhabditida, Rhabditidae. The record is from the annotation of a GenBank genome assembly.
AUGAUGCUAAACGAUCAAGAAAUCGUUGUUGAUAACAUGGUUGUUGAAGGUUACGAAGAAAUUGCAGUGGCUGAUAUGAAUGAACUUGUUGUCCAAAGCGAAGGUGGUAAUGAAUCGAUAGCUUAUGAAGAUGACGACAUGCGGAGUGAAGAUGGCGAUGGUUAUGGAGGAAUGUCACCGGAGUUAUACGCAGAUAUAGUUGAAUACAAAAGAACGGGUCUCGUCCCAAGUUCCAUUGACAAGAGGAUGGAUCGAAGUGCACCAAGUCAUUGGAGAUCGAAAUGCACUCGAUUUACGAUGGCAGAUGAUAACGAAACAUUGCUAUAUUACAACCCAACAAGCCCUGUUCAUGAUCAGCCAAAGGUUGUUGUCAAAAAAGGUGAAGUUCGCAAAGUAUUGGAAAGAAUUCAUGAACUCAUAGGUCAUCUUGGCCAGAAGCGAACACAGAUCGUCGUUUUACGUAAACUUUAUUGGCGUUCUGUACGUCAAGAUGUUAAAAAUUUUGUGAUAUCGUGCGAUUUUUGUAAUCAGAAAAAGUUGGAAGGCCGGAAGAUAGUAAAGUCACCUGUUGAUAUAACCAGUGAGAACUUCGAUAUCAACGUUUCUAUUCGAGAUAGCAGUUUACCAAAUGGAGACAGGCUUGAAUUUACUCUCGUCGGAUAUAAUGAACAAGAUGUACGUGAUGCAGCUUACACUCGAAUGACUUCCUAUACUUUUAAAGAAACCUCAAAUGAGUAUCGAUCCAGGUUUUCGCUUCGGGAACCACAGGUUCCGACAUUUCGUAGACAACCCUACAUUAAAAGAAACGGUGAUGUUGCUAUUGGAUUCUUACUUCCUUAUCAACAAAGAAGUCGAACUAUGGAACCUGAAUUUAUAGAAAUAUUUGAGCAAAGAAGUGUUCCGUACGCUGAAGAUGGCACCGAGUAUGAGCAAGUUGUUGAAGAAAUAGUUGAUUCGAUCGAUAUGAAGAGGCGACGAGGAGAUGGUCAGCCGAUCACACUCGAUGGUCAACAACUAAACAUGAAAUUCAAAGAGGAAGAAGUUGAAGAAGAAGUUGACAUGGACAGUUCAAUGAAUAGUUCUCAGGCUGGGCCUAGCAGAACUGCGCAAGCAUCGACUUCGACGGAUAAAAAUCCAAAUAAGGAUGCCGACCAGGAUAUGAAUCAAUCACAUACAGCAAAUCGAAUUCAACGUGAAAUGGAAGUGGAUGUCGAAGAGCAAGCACACACUAGUCGAAUACAAUCAAACCAGAUGGCGAAACAACAGGAGCAUCGAAUGCUGCGAUAUCCUGUUAAACGAUCCGAAGCCGAUGCUGAAUAUGUUCAAACAUCUCGCAGAAGGACGAAUGGAUCGACAACUACAACAAGUCUGACGAAGAAACGAAAGGGAGACCAACCGAGCAUAUCCGGAAUGGCUGCGAGAUUUAGUAUGGCUAUAGGAGACUCGAAUAAUAUCGAUACGAAAAUGAUGCAGUGUAACAAUCCAAAUUACGUCGCGCAGUUUGAUGGAAGUUCGUCGAGGCCUGAAUUAAUAGGACUUCCUCCAGUAUGUUUGAUGCCAUCGCUUGAUCCAGAAGUUACAUUAUUGCAAAAAGAGUUUCUUCAACGUCAAUUGAAAUUACAAAAGCUACAAGAGAAAAUACUUCAAUCACAAUAUGAUGCGUCGAUGCGUAUUCCGAUUACACGAUAUGUUCAGUCAACUGAACAUGAAGUUCAAGAGGAAAAUCUUGAAGAUCAAGAGUUGAAUGUGAUGGACGAACAUGGAAUGAACCAAGUAUACGAAGAAAAUCACAUUCAUCAAUAA